Molecule: messenger RNA, 2217 nt
Organism: Macroventuria anomochaeta
Lineage: Eukaryota; Fungi; Ascomycota; Dothideomycetes; Pleosporales; Didymellaceae
Product: sulfite reductase flavo protein alpha-component
Exons: 4
Coding region: 325-2217 (630 amino acids)
Cellular component (GO): cytosol
Molecular function (GO): FMN binding; flavin adenine dinucleotide binding; NADPH-hemoprotein reductase activity
Source: RefSeq, a predicted model, not a curated record
CUUGGAGAUGCAGGCACGCGAUGUCUGCUGGAAAGCAAGGGGGAAAUUUAGCGACCCGUAGACGCCACAACCAGAAACUCACAUUUGAUGCAAUUGUUCGCUCACGCUUCGAAGCUUCGAGAGGUGACGCUGCGCUUCACAGAUGGGUCCGUUCCGGGGCCCGCUGCCAUGGAGACCCGCCCGUUUGACGUGUCCGCUAGCGCACCGCUUUUCACUCUCGACGGGCCCGGGGAAGCGCCACACAGACAUCAAUUUCUCCAAACUUUUCCAGCCUAGUCUCACCGCAGAUUGCAUUCUGAGUUUGGCGUCACCCCAGCACCGACCAUGGGGGAUACGCAAAACCUCCGUCGGACCCUUGUUCUCUAUGGCUCCGAAACAGGAAAUGCCCAGGAUGUUGCUGAAGAGAUGGGAAGGCUCGCUGAGCGCCUGCGCUUCGACACGGAAGUCGCAGCACUGAAUGUAGUCAGCCUAAAGCAAUUGCUGCAGCACGAUGUCGUUCUGAUCUCAAUAUCCACCACCGGACAGGGCGAUCUGCCACCGAACAGCCAGGCCUUCUGGAAGGCGCUGCGCAGUGCUCGACUUCGACCAGGAUGUCUGCAGCGAAUGAGGUUCGCGUCCUUUGGACUCGGUGAUACAUCGUAUCCCAAAUACAACUGGGCGCAUCGUAAGCUCUACAAUCGUCUCGUCCAGCUUGGGGCUCAGCCAAUAUGUGACCGUGGAGAGUCUGAUGAACAGCAUCCCGAGGGUAUUGAUGGCUCGUUUCUCCCAUGGACUACGACUUUGCGCAACAGUCUCCUUGAAGAGUAUCCUCUGCCUGAGGGCACAGAGCCGAUACCGGACAACGUCCUUCUAGAUCCAAAAUGGCUGCUUGACUUCGCAGGGACAGAAGGUACAGCACCAGCAGAUGUUCAUGCGGUAUCAGAGACCAAUGUUGAUGCAGCAGAAGUCCCAUCUCAGGAUUUGCUCGACAUUCCUGGUGGUCUUAUAGCUAAUGUCAAAUUGAACGAGAGAGUGACACCCACAACGCACUGGCAAGAUGUGCGCCACCUCAAGCUGGAUAUCGAAGGCUUACACCCGUACGUUCCAGGAGAUGUCUUGACAAUAUAUCCGAAAAACUUCCCCUCAGAUGUUGACCACUUUCUUGCCAUCAUGGACUGGACGCCCAUCGCCGACAAGCGCAUAAAGUUCACGCCUUCUUCUCCGUCUGUCUCUCCCACCUCACGUCUUCCCGUACCCACUCUCUCGUCCACCAGUACAACAACCCUCCGACAACUUCUUACGAAUCAUCUUGACAUACUUUCCAUUCCACGACGCUCAUUCUUCGCCCAACUCGCCCACUACACAAAUGAUGAGUUUCACCGAGAUCGGCUCCUGGAGUUCACGAAUCCAGAAUAUCUCGACGAGCUGUACGACUACACGACACGCCCACGUCGCAGUAUACUGGAAGUACUGCAAGAGUUUGAAAGUGUGAAGAUCCCAUGGCAGAGGGUGUGCAGCAUCAUCCCCACUCUCCGCGGGAGACAGUUCAGUAUAGCGAGUGCAAUGACUGAGAUCCCUACUACUGUAGGAGACAAAGGGUCAAGCACAAGAGUAGAGCUUCUCAUUGCAAUCGUCAAGUACAAGACGGUGAUUAAGAGGAUCAGACAAGGUGUAGCCACACGAUACAUCGCCAGCUUCACACCAAACCAAAGGAUCACCGUCACGUUGUCGCGCGGUGGACUCGGCGUCACGCAGAAGGAGCUCGGCAGGCCAGUCGUCAUGAUCGGCCCAGGCACUGGCGUAGCACCCAUGCGCGCCCUGAUACAGCAGAGAAUACAAUGGCGCGCCCAAAUUUCACCAUCUCAGGAUGUCGCAUCAAAGGACUUGCUAUUCUUCGGCUGUCGAAACGCAGAAUCAGACUACUUCUUCAAAGACGAGUGGCAAGAUCUUAUCGCCAAGGGUGGACCACUGGAAGUCCUCACAGCGUUCUCGCGAGACCAGCGAAAGAAAGUCUACGUCCAGGACCUUAUCCGGCAACAAAGCGCUCUCGUGCACGACGCUAUCGCCAACAAGAACGGGAUCGUAUUUAUCUGCGGCUCCUCGGGCAAGAUGCCGCAAGCCGUGCGCGAGGCGCUGAUCGAAGGGUUCCAGGAACACGGCAAGUUGAGUAGGGGGGAUGCAGAGGCGUAUCUGGUGGCGUUGGAGAAGGAUGGACGGUAUAGACAGGAGACAUGGUAA